AUGUUGACGCGCCAUCUCGUGCGCGGCGCCUGCUCUGGCCCGCCGCGCACCUUCCCACACCUGCCGCCCUGCCGCAUCUCGUCCUUCCCCCGCUCUGCCUCGCCUUUUGCCCGCGUCUUCGUGACCAGCAGCCCCCGCCACCAGAAUGACCCCAAAGCAGCUCCCAUCAAUGCCUCUGCCGCCACCAAGCCGGGCACUGCGAAGCCUACCAAUGCGAAAACGGCUGCCGACAAGAAUGACCCGCUGCUAGCCGAGAAGACGGUCACCAACAAGGAGCAGCGCAAGGCUGACUGGGCCAUUAUGAAGGAGAUGACGCGGUACCUGUGGCCAAAGGACAAUCUCGGCACGCGGAUGCGCGUGGGCCUGUCGGUGGGCUUGCUGGUCGGCGCAAAGGUUGUCUUGAAUGUGCAAGUUCCUUUCUAUUUCAAGAGCAUAGUGGACUCGAUGAACAUUGACUUCCUUGCUGUCGGCGGCACCGCCUGGACCGUGGCCGGCUCCAUGAUUGUAGCCUACGGCGUCACCCGAAUGGGCGCGACGGUAUUCCAGGAGCUCCGCAACGCCGUCUUCGCCAGCGUCGCGCAAAAGGCCAUUCGCGGCGUCGCCUGCAGCGUCUACGAACACUUGCUCAAGCUCGACCUCAACUUCCAUCUCUCCCGACAGACUGGCGGCCUGACGCGCGCCAUUGACCGCGGUACCAAGGGCAUCAGCUUCCUGCUGACCUCGAUGGUCUUCCACGUCCUGCCGACCGCCCUCGAGAUCUCGCUUGUUUGCGGUAUCCUCACGUGGAAUUACGGCGCCCAGUUCGCCGUCAUCACCGCUGCAACCAUGGUCGCAUACAGUGCCUUUACCAUCCUCACGACGUCGUGGCGCACCAAGUUCCGCAAGCAGGCCAACGCCGCCGACAACAAGGCCGCCACUGUGGCCGUGGACUCGCUCAUCAACUACGAGGCCGUCAAGUACUUCAACAACGAAAAGUACGAAGUCGCGCGGUACGACAAGUCGCUGCAAGCGUACGAGAAAGCGUCGAUCAAGGUGGCGACGUCGCUGGCCUUCCUCAACAGCGGGCAGAACGUGAUCUUUUCGUCGGCGCUGACAGCCAUGAUGUACCUAGCGGCGAACGGGGUCGCGAACGGGCAGCUGACGGUCGGCGACCUGGUCAUGGUGAACCAGCUAGUGUUCCAGCUCAGCGUGCCGCUCAACUUCCUGGGCUCCGUGUACCGGGAGCUGCGGCAAUCGCUGCUGGACAUGGAGACGCUGUUCAGCCUGCAAAAAGUGAACGUGGCAGUCAAAGACAAGGCGGACGCGAAGCCGCUGGUGCUCACGGGCGGCCAAAUCCACUUCGACAACGUCACGUUCGGGUACCGCCCGGACCGGCCCAUCCUCAAGAACCUGACCAUGACCAUUCCAGCGGGCAAGAAGGUGUCGAUCGUCGGCCCCAGCGGCUGCGGCAAGAGCACCAUCCUGCGCCUGCUGUUCCGCUCCUACGACAUCCAGAGCGGCCGCAUCACCAUCGACGGCCAGGACAUCCGCGACGUCUCGCUCGAGUCGCUGCGUCGCGCUAUUGGCGUCGUGCCGCAGGACACGCCGCUGUUCAACGCGUCGAUUGCGCAUAAUAUCCGCUAUGGCGACUUGGAGGCGUCGGAUGAGCGGAUGAAAGCCGCCGCGAAGAGGGCGAGGAUCCAUGAUAUUGUCAGCGCGUGGCCCGAUGGGUAUGACACGAUGGUCGGCGAGCGGGGGAUGAUGAUUUCUGGCGGCGAGAAACAACGCCUCGCCGUAUCGCGACUCAUUCUAAAAGACCCACCCCUGCUCUUCUUCGACGAAGCCACCUCCGCCCUCGACACGCACACGGAGCAAGCGCUGCUCGGGAACAUCAACAGCGUCCUGCGCGAGAAGGCGCGCACGUCCGUCUUCGUUGCGCAUCGCCUGCGGACUAUUUAUGAUAGCGACGUUAUUAUCGUUCUCAGGGACGGGCGGGUCGCCGAGAUGGGCACGCAUGAGCGGCUGAUUGAUUGUGGGGGCGUGUAUAGUGAGCUGUGGAGUGCGCAGGAGACGCUGUUUCAGGGUGAGGAGGGGGAGGGGGAGAAGAAGGGGCUGGAGAGGAGAUAG
This is a messenger RNA of Aplosporella prunicola CBS 121167, 2106 nucleotides long. RefSeq lists its product as uncharacterized. NCBI's taxonomy places the organism in Eukaryota, Fungi, Ascomycota, Dothideomycetes, Botryosphaeriales, Aplosporellaceae. The record is from RefSeq and is a predicted model, not a curated record. The coding region runs from base 1 to 2106 and encodes 701 amino acids. The transcript has 7 exons. Gene Ontology annotation, cellular component: mitochondrial inner membrane. Gene Ontology annotation, molecular function: ATP binding; ATP hydrolysis activity; ABC-type transporter activity. Gene Ontology annotation, biological process: intracellular iron ion homeostasis; transmembrane transport.